Dendronephthya gigantea is the source of this 693-nucleotide messenger RNA. RefSeq names its product focadhesin-like. The record is from RefSeq and is a predicted model, not a curated record. The transcript is spliced from 6 exons. The coding region runs from base 25 to 693 and encodes 222 amino acids. Gene Ontology annotation, biological process: regulation of post-transcriptional gene silencing. NCBI's taxonomy places the organism in Eukaryota, Metazoa, Cnidaria, Anthozoa, Malacalcyonacea, Nephtheidae.
CUUAAAAUUGUAUGUGACUGAUGAAUGAUUAUGGAGUUACCGAACAAUUUGAUACAAGAACAGGAUGUUUGGCAGCUUCUACCUAUCAUAUUGAGCAAAAAGACGUCUAGAAAGCAUGCUUUGUCAGAUAAAGAGUGCCAACAGAUUAAAGAGGUUGGGCAACUGUGGACUAAGUGCUGUGAUCCAUGUUGUGUUAUUUCACUUGCGGCUGUUGAUGUUUUGGUACAUCUGGUUGUGAAGAAUGUUUUGGAUUUUAGCUAUGUCAUGCAUGGUUUUGUGGCUCAAACUUUGUCAACAAGGCAUAUCCUUGGACCAAUUCAUGGUGUAACAAAGUUAUUAUGUUUUCAAGUGAAGUCCACUAUAGAAGUUGACUCAUACACUUUGAGCUCAAAUCUGCAUCCAUAUACUAAGAUAUUGGCUAACUGUCCUUGGUCAUGGCCAAUGCUUCUUCAAGAGGUUGAAAAUAUUUUCCAGACAACGAAUAAGAGGUUUAUUUCGUCAUUUGUUGCAAUAUUUGAAGCUUUCUUCCAACAUGUUUUUUUCAACCCUAAAACUGAUUACUCCGCUUGCAAAAGUUUACACGUAUUGUUGUUGGAAAUAUCGUCUGAUAUGAUGGAGGGAAAAGAUAUAGUUGUAUUCGAUAGGAUUUUGAAAUUGAUUACUAACCAUCUUCGAUUUUACAAGGUGAGGUAA